AUACAGUGUAGGUAUCAAGUUUCGCAAGGCACAUAGCAGCACAAAACUGUCAGAAGCUGCGGCGAGGAAAAAAUAUCUAGAACACAUCGGGUCCGUCUCGCGUCGAGUCCUUGCGUGCCAGCCAGGUUCUCCGAAAUUGCGAAAGAAAAAUCAAUCGACACCAACCACUUCAGUGCCGCGAACGUCGCGAAGGAAAGGAUGGACCAUUGGACCACCGACCGAACGGAUUCAACCUACUACUGCUGCUGCUGCUGGUAUUGCUGCUGACUGGCUGGCUAGCUGCUGUUUCUGUUCGGUCUAUCUCAACCUACCUAAUAGCUAGGUACCUAUCGCCGCCGUAGACCCCAUCGGAUAGGGUUCUCUUCAACUGUGUGUGGUAUUGUGUGUUUUAUUUUUGGUUGCUGUCGGCGGAGGACCACUAUUGCUACGAAGUCACUGGAGGACUUCCGUUCCGUCCUGUACAGAUCUGUGCGCACGUCGUCGGUGCAGAACGUGUACAACUUCAAUUUGUGAUAACUUGUGUCUCCGGGAGCUUGAUACGAGUGAGAGUGUGAGAAGAGCGGUAUGAUCAAGUUCCGAAUAUCGCAACGGCAGAUUGUCGCGUUUGCGGUUUACUUCGUGGUGCUGGUGUACUUGCUGUGGCCGGGUAGAUUUGCCAGCCGGUAUGAGUACAUCGAGGGCGAGGAGAUCUACGAGCAGCUGGUACGGAAGACGACCAAAAAUGUGAGUCUGAUGCGGAAUGGGAUCCGGUGCGAUUACAGCGAUGUGCUGGAGGAAAAUGUGUACCUUUAUAGGAGGCCUUUCACCGAAGAGAUUAUCAAUAAUAACGUAAAGCUGGGUGGCGAAUGGUACCCGGAGGAUUGUCUUCCCAGUUUCAGUACGGCCAUAAUAAUUCCGUACCGGCAGCGGGAGAGCCAGUUGAACCAGUUCCUGAUCUAUAUGCACAACUAUUUGCGACGGCAGAGGAUUCACUACAGGAUAUUUGUGAUCGAGCAGUAUGACCCGAAGCCCUUCAACCGGGCAAAGCUUUUCAACAUCGGAGCGUUGAUAGCUAUGAAGCUGGACUUCCCGUGUCUGGUGCUUCACGACGUGGACCUGAUGCCAUUGCAAUUGGGUCAUCUGUACGCCUGCUCUCAACAGCCUCGUCACAUGUGCUCUAGUCUGGAUGUGUUUCGAUAUAACCUGCCCUACAGAGGCCUCUUUGGUGGAGUAGUUGGUAUUCAGUCGCAUCAGUUCAUGAAGGUGAAUGGUAUGUCCAAUAUGUUCAGCGGAUGGGGCGGAGAGGACGAUGAUUUCUACGCACGGUUGGCGAAUAAGGACAUCGAAAUAUGCCGCUUCAGUCCGGAUUACAGUCGGUACACGAUGCUGAAGCACCGGAAGGAGGCCCCCAACAAGGAUCGGGUUGCGUUUCUGAGGAACGGGCAUUUGCGGUACCAUACCGAUGGGCUGAACUCGCUGGUUUAUAAAGAGGUAGGCUUUAAGCUGCACAAUUUGUUCACACAUGUUCUGGUCGAGACGUAGACGCCGAGAGUGGAGGGCCUGUUAUCGCCGUUAUCUACUGUUUGCUUGACAAACUUUUUCUAUCCAAGGGUGUUUUCAGUAUUGUCUGGUUGACAUGAGUAGACUAAUUGAGAAGUACGUGUAUUUAUUUGACGAAUUGAGAAGAAGUGAUUUUUAUUUAUUUUUGUUAUGUUUCUAAGAGGCGGCAUCACUCAGAACUUAUUUGAUGGCUAGAACUACGGUAGUGAUGUAGUGAUGAUUCUGUUAAAUCUUCGGCAUUUUUUCCUAACCUUGUUCAUAUCUAGAAUCCUGGAACCUGAAAUAUAGAAGGGAAUGUAAAGUCAACCUAGAAAUGUCCUAUUAGGUAGUCCUCGUUGAGGAUAUUCUAGAGACAUUCAGAGGCAUUGCUUGAAAUUCUUAAAGAAAUUCAUGCUAUAAAUUGUUAUUCCUGGAGUCCAAUUUGGCAUAUUCUCGCGGACAUUUUAUCUGAAAUUUGGUUCGGCGGUGAAUUAAACUGCAUAUUCAUCCAUUACAUUAGACUACCAAAAAGAUAAUGCAGGAGUCGCCAACUCCAUCCAAUGAUUUCCUAAUUGACGAUAAUCUCGCAAUAUGGAUAAGAUAUCCUGAUAUGAACGCCGUAUCACCGAAUUAGUCAUAUAUGCCACCUAAAAAGCAUUAAUUUUCGCCAGAUUACCACACUGCUUCUCUCGUACGAAACCAAUGACGACGGCAAUACGUUCGCGAAGCGAUAACACUCUCAGUCAAUAAUUUACAACCUGCUUAUUAAAGUGUCACAAAUAAAGUUUUUCAAGCCCUACCUAGUUGGUUGAUUGAUUUCCGUUGAUAAAGAAGCAAAAAAAAAAACUGUUAUCUAUAUGACCUAAGCGCACAACAACCAAUACCAACAGCAACAACAACAACAGGGGCGGUUCAUUCGAUUACGUUCGGCAUGUGACUCUAUCGGAUCGAAUUUAUUAUCAUUCAAAUCUUAUUGCUUGAUGGCUAAUGCUAUUACUAGAUAACAUUUGCGCUAACAACUUCUCGUUGAUGUAUUGAGCGAUAUAUUUUGAUUGAUAAUUUAGUGGAUAGGUGUUUCGUUUCCAGUUAGGUUAAAGGUAAAUUAUUCUAAAAAUGUUUGUUAGGUGGAAAGAGUGUGAAUAACGAUAAAGGUAAUACGCCCUGUUGUAUUUUAGCAAUAGAAGCUUACGUGCAUUUUUGAAAUGGAAACAGCGUGAUUUUAACUGGGAAUCUAAUGGCAAACAUGUUUGUACAUUCGUUGCCUUAAGCGACUAGAAGCAAAUUAUUAAACAAAGUAGCAUUAAUGCAGUAUCUCAUUUAUAGUUUUCAGAUAACUGUGUCGUAAUACUUUAAGUGUUUAGUAGAUCAGAUUGUGGAACUAACAUUGAUAUUAAUGAAUUAGAAAAAAAACGCCAUUUGACUUAAUAAAAUACACCCAAACCUUAUUUUACGUCCACUAUUGGCUUAGCGAAAUAAAAUUCUACUGCCAAAAUAAUAAUCAAAAUAGACAUUUUUAUAUUUUUGUACACUUCUCCUAAUCACGGAGAUGUUUUAAAAAAUAUAAAAAUGUUGAGUUUGCUCAUUGUCUUGGCGGUAGAAUUUUUUGUCGCUUAGCCAAGCAUGGACGUAAAAAAAGGACGAGGUGUAUGUAUGUAUUCAUUAGUUUUAUAGCAGUUAAUUUAUUGAACUUCAUACCAAAACUAGUUCGUAAGUAGGAUUUUCAAAUUUGCAGUUGAGAAACAACACAACCAUACAAAAUAUCAAUCUUACCGAAAACACAAGUUUUAAGCUCCUUUUUCGCGCUAGACCGAGACAUCGUACUCGACCGGCUUCACACAGAAUACAAAAAAAAGCUAGAGGACUCAAAGUAACAAUGCUUUCAGCGCCAUUUUCUCAAACCUAUUACUCUAAAACACUCCGUAAUUCGCUCGAUUGAGAACAAUAAAUGCAAUAUACUACAUACAAAAAAAAUACUAGAUAAAACAAAUCUAACGUUGUUAAUUACUGCUGCUGCUGCUUCAGCAGCAGCAACACUCAGUGCAGCAUUCUCGCCGCGCAAAGUAUUAGAAAUUCACCUUAAAUGCACACGGAAGAAGAAAUGAUAGAUGAUUUAGGUAAUAGGGCAAAGUGUGCAUUCAAAGUAUGAAACAAUACGAUCCCGUACGGAGCCCCGUUCGUUGGGGCUGAUUGAUUGAAUAAAACAUUUGAGCCUAAAAUACUGUGAAAAGUGAAUAAAGAAUAAAGAUGAAAACUUA
Aedes albopictus (Asian tiger mosquito) is the source of this 3773-nucleotide messenger RNA. Its product is annotated as beta-1,4-galactosyltransferase 2. The transcript has 2 exons. Gene Ontology annotation, cellular component: Golgi apparatus. Gene Ontology annotation, biological process: carbohydrate metabolic process; glycosphingolipid biosynthetic process. Gene Ontology annotation, molecular function: galactosyltransferase activity; N-acetyl-beta-glucosaminyl-derivative 4-beta-N-acetylgalactosaminyltransferase activity. NCBI's taxonomy places the organism in Eukaryota, Metazoa, Arthropoda, Insecta, Diptera, Culicidae. The record is from RefSeq and is a predicted model, not a curated record. The coding region runs from base 565 to 1521 and encodes 318 amino acids.